AAAAAGCUGAACUUUUCAGCAAGCAAGUCAGUAGGAGGGUGUGACUCUUUGCUGUGGUGGUGAGCAGCAGUCUUUCAGCGUAACUCCACCGCUGGCGAGGCAAAUUUUUUUGGUUUAAUUUGCCCUCGUCUCGCUUGCCCAGUGGUAAUACACUACCCCGCUUCACUCCUGAAGACAUUUUUGUUGGUUUGAAGGAGGGAUAGGAGGAGGACUUCAAUUAAGUCUGUAUGCUUCCCAAAGUCUGUUGAUCUCAGUUUUUUAAACGCACUAGACUUUCCUAUUCAUAUCUGGAUUUGUAAAAGCAGGCGCAAUGGGGGAUGUGGUCUCAUCACACCUUGAUGAAAGCAAACGAGAGCUCAUCACUGCGCGCACAGGCGAGGUCAUCGGCGAGUUUGGCCGAUUGUAUGAGCAGCAGUUCGUGGUUGCCCUGUUCAACAAAGUGCGCUUUGAUAUCGAAGGGGGCGGAGGACCUCAGCCACAGUUGCUGCACCGCAAGGUCCCUCUGCAGGACAAGUCCAUCUUCUCCGGCACGCUGUUCCAGUACCUGGAGGAGAGCAAGAAGUGGAGGAAUCGCUUCCUCUUCAUCCCCGACUCCUACAAUGUCAACUUCUACGACAGCAAGGCGGGCUAUGAGAAAGGCCUCCAUCCCAAAGGAUCCAUCAACUGUGCGGGGUAUCGAGUGUUGACCUCCAUGGACCAGUACCUGGAGCUGCUGGGUCACAGUUUACCAGGUGUCAAGGCUAAGUCCAGCAGUUCUCCAUUUCUGAAAUGUCCCACCCAGUUCCCUCUGAUCUUGUGGCAUCCGUACGCUGCCCACUACUUCUUCUGCCUGGUGGCCGAGAAGGACCAGCAGAAGUGGAACGCCGUCUUCCAGGACUGUGUCCGACACACCAACAACGGUCUUUCGGAGGAGAGCAAAGUCCAGACUCCAGCCUUCACAGACGCAGUGCGGCUCUACCGCCAGGCCCACGGCCAGUACGGCACCUGGGACAUGUUGUGCGGGACCCCCCCACAGAUUCUGGCCAACCUGGUGAUGGAGAAGCUGCAGCCUGAGCUCCGGGAGCUCAUCUCCCCCCGACUGAAGGGCAAGCUGCAGGAGCGGCUGAGGAGCUGGACGCUGAUCUCGGAUGCGGUGUACCGGCUGGUGCAGUCCCAGGCCAAGGCCCAGUACGAGGCCAUCGUGCAGAGCUGCGAGGCGGGCAGUCCUCCCCUGGAGGCCACCAUACGCACCGACAUGGACCAGAUCAUCACCUCCAAAGAGCACGUCACCAGCAAAAUCAGAGCCCUGGUCCUGCCCAAGGCGGAGAAGCUGCUGAAGGUGAGCAUCCAGCCGUACAUCAGCUCCAUCCUGGAGGCCCUGAUGGAGCCCACCAGCCGCGGCUUCUUCGAGGUGCGCGACGUCUUCUUCCGCGAGCUGGUGGACAUGAGCAAGAACCUGGUCAACGACGGCAGCAAGGAGAAGCUGGGGGAGCACAUGGAGAAGGUCUCCAUGCUGGCGUUCCACCCGGUGAAGAUGCAGUGCUGCUACGAGAAGGUGGAGCCUCUGAGCCUGGAGGGCCUGCAGCAACGCUUCGACGUCACCAGCCCCUCCGUCUUCGUCCAGAGAGCGCAGAUCCUCAUGAGAGAGCAAAUGGACGAUGCCGUCUACACGUUUGAGCAGCUCCUUCACCAGGGUUUGGAGGGACAGGAGGGGGACGACCUCACCAAGGUCAUUCAGCGCUGCCAGGACCGGGUCAUCAAGAAAUUUGACUAUGACAGCAGCACGGUGCGGAAGCGGUUCUUCAGAGAGGCCCUCCUGCAGAUCUUCAUCCCUUACAUGCUGAAGCAGCUCUCGCCCUCCUGUUCUCCCGAGCUUCCGAACUUCCAGGAGUUGAUCUUUGAGGACUUCUCUCGCUUCAUCCUAGUGGAGAACAUCUUUGAGGAGGUGGUGCUGCACACAGUCAUGAAGGAUAUCAUGAUGGCUGUGAAGGAGGCGGCUGUCCAGAGGAGGCACAACCUGUACAGGGACAGCAUCGUGCUGACCAACAGUGACCCCAACCUCCACCUUCUCAGCGAGAACCCGCCGAUCGACUGGGCCGGCGAGUACGGAACGGAGGAGGGGGACGAGGACGGAGCCGAGCAGGACGCCGAGAACAACGAGGUGGACGACGACCCGGAGGUGCAGAAGAGGCGGCGGAUGAAGCAGGUGGUGUCCAUGAUCCAGGUGGACGGCUGCGGGCUGCCCGAGUCGUGCGUGGAGAUGCCCGGCGUGGAGGACAUCCCCGAGGAGACGGAGGGCGAGGCGGACGGGAGGAGCGGAAGCGAGGCGUCGACGUCCCCGGAGGCCACCGGCAAAGUGCCCAACGGGAUGAGCAGCGGCGGCGCUCCCGGUCUGGCCAACGGGAAUGACCUGAAGGUGGACGACAACGCAGCUGCCAGCGGUCAGGCAGACCAGAGCGUCGCCUCGGCGACGGAGGCCUCCAGAGAGGCUGCGGAGAAGCCGGCGGCGGCGGAGAACCCUCCGGCAGACCCGGCGGUCGAGAGCGCCAUUCAGGAGAUCGAGAAGGCCGUUCUGGAGGAGGAUGGCGAGCCGAGCGCAGCACCAUCCACCCAGACAGAAGCAGCAGAAACGCGCUCUGAGCCUGAAGCCCCUCCGUCAAAAGAGGACGAGCCGGUCAACAAACCCCGGGCGCAAGAGGAAGCGGUGACACCUUCUCAGCAGCAGGUGGAGCCAGAGAGCACUUCACAACCUCCUGCUGAGUCAGCGGGUGACUCCAGUGCUGGUCAGUCUGAGAACAGCAGCGUCCAGUCACCGGCCACUGAGGUCACCGAAGUUACAAAGAAACAGGAAGAACAUCAGCAUAUUCAGGUGCAGGAGAAGCACAGUGACUCUGUGGAAGAGGAUUCUGGGAAGGGAGGGUCCACAGAUCCAGAGGUAGCCAAUGAGAUGUGAGACUGUAAGUUGAGUAUUUUUCUUUUUUUUUCUUUUUUUUUGAGAGGAAAUUGACAGCCAAAUUUUCAUAGGUUUGCUUCGUUCAGCUUCAUGCAAAAGGUGAUGGAACAUUUUUGUUUGUUUGUUUAAUUGUGCACAAUAUUGUUCUUAGUAUUGUUUCUCGAGUUGGUUAUUUGAAAUCUUUGUUUGUGAAUGAUUUCGGCCACCUCCGACAACACGUUGUCCUUUUCUUCACACAUUUCCGUUGCCCUGCCAACAGUUGAGCCUCGCUCGGCUAGCGUCACGAGUCCCAUACAUCUCCAGGCCUCUUCAUGCGAACGCGCUCUGUGACCACUGCUGCCUGUCUCUCCUGUGCACAUUGCCAUGUUCUAACUGCAUCUUUAGUUGUGAAAUUUAGUUUCCAUUAACGUCGGGGCGGGAUCCUAAUCGGUUGUAAACGUCCUGCUCUACGGCUGACUUUCCACGUGGGUCCAGUGUUCAAAAGAACUGUACUGACAACGAUGGUAGAAAACCACUCACUUACCCAUGCAUGCCAACUGGUGAGUGAAUAACACUCCAAUGUCGCUCGAAUGCAAGCAGAAAACACUGUAUUUAUGUUAAAAAUAAUCUCUAUGUUUGUUUAUAUUAUUUGUGUUUUCAUAAAUGUCUUCACUCCAAGUCCAGUACGGUGUUUUGUAAAUAUGAAAUUGUGGGUUUAAUGGCCUACUGUAGUAGCUUAGCUUCUGAGCUUAUGGUGCUUUUUUACUGCAGAUACAAAUUUGAAUAGGUGGAGUGGAUAUUGCGGGUCCUACCAUAUUUCUGAGGGCUGUUCAUUAACUAAUGAAUUGAUGGAGUAUUGUUGUUAUUUCUGUUCUUUAUCAGUUUCACUAAGUCUCUGACUCUCCAGUCCUCUUGAAUAUUUUCUGCAAUAUGUUGUAUGUCCCAUGACAAUGUGCUUUGCUGUUGUUGUAGUGGAGAUAAAUGAAUUGAGUAGACAAUGGCUAUUUAGGACAGGUAUCACUAUUUCAAAUUGAAAUGACAAACUAUCAAAAUAAUAUUGAUGUGCAAAAAAACAUAAGAAUCUUUAUAUGCCUACCUAGGUUCAUGCUUGUCAUUUUCACAACACUACUUUGGAAAUGUAACCGUCCCAUGGCAUGGCCCUGACCAUUUUGAAACACAGUUUAUUUUUUAUUUAUUAUGCUGCACUUGGCAUCAAAUCAUAUUUUAUUUUCCUCUUGUUUUUUUUUUACAUGUGUUUGGAAGAGUCUUUUAAGUAUUAUUUUACUCGUUUCAAUGACAAUUCUUCACAAUAAAUCAUAACCAGUAACAUUGCUUUUACUGGGUCCUUUUUAUUUUAUGAGGUCAAACUUUGUGCAUUCCUUUAAAAAAAACAAAUAAAUUGUUUUACCAAUCUA
Messenger RNA from Sardina pilchardus (European sardine), 4326 nucleotides. It is a transcript of the gene niban2b, whose product is annotated as niban apoptosis regulator 2b. The record is from RefSeq and is a predicted model, not a curated record. Bases 311 to 2932 code for a protein of 873 amino acids. The transcript has 14 exons. Lineage: Eukaryota; Metazoa; Chordata; Actinopteri; Clupeiformes; Clupeidae.